Messenger RNA from Cebus imitator (Panamanian white-faced capuchin), 4119 nucleotides. It is a transcript of the gene MCL1, whose product is annotated as MCL1 apoptosis regulator, BCL2 family member. NCBI's taxonomy places the organism in Eukaryota, Metazoa, Chordata, Mammalia, Primates, Cebidae. Gene Ontology annotation, biological process: extrinsic apoptotic signaling pathway in absence of ligand; release of cytochrome c from mitochondria; positive regulation of apoptotic process. The record is from RefSeq and is a predicted model, not a curated record. Gene Ontology annotation, molecular function: protein homodimerization activity; protein heterodimerization activity; channel activity. Gene Ontology annotation, cellular component: mitochondrial outer membrane. The transcript has 3 exons. Bases 270 to 1322 code for a protein of 350 amino acids.
CCCAGCUCCGGCCCCGGCCCCGCCCCGCGCCGGCCGCCAGUAAGUGCCGUGCGCAACCGUCCGGAAGCUGCCAGCCCUUUCCCCUUUUAUGGGAGGACUUUUUAAAAAACGUAAGAGUUCACUGACGCCACCGCGUAAGACUGGUCCUAAAACCGUGAUCAAGGAGCUCCUGGCCACUUCUCACUUCCGCUUCCUUCCAGUAAGGAGUCGGGGUCUUCCCCAGUUUCUCAGCCAGGCGGCGGCGGCGGCGGCGGCGGCGGCGACUGGCGAUGUUUGGCCUCCAAAGAAACGCGGUAAUCGGACUCAACCUCUACUGUGGGGGGGCCGGCUUGGGGGCUGGCAGCGGCGGCGCCACCCCUCCGGGAGGGCGGCUUUUGGCCACGGAGAAGGAGGCCUCGGCCCAGCGAGAGGUAGGGGGAGGGGAGGCCGGCGCGGUGAUUGGCGGAAGCGUCGGCGCUAGCCCCCCGGCCGCCCUCACGCCUGACGCCCGGAGGGUCGUGCGGCCGCCGCCCAUUGGCGCCGAGGUCCCCGACGUCACCGCGACCCCCUCGAGGCUGCUGUUCUUCGCGCCCACCCGCCGCGCGGCGCCGCUUGAGGAGAUGGAAGCCCCGGCCGCCGACGCCAUCAUGUCUCCCGAAGAAGAGCUGGACGGGUACGAGCCAGAGCCUCUCGGGAAGCGGCCGGCUGUCCUGCCCCUGCUGGAGUUGGUCGGGGAGCCUGGUAAUGGCUCCAGUACGGACGGGUCACUACCCUCGACGCCGCCGCCAGCAGAGGAGGAGGAGGACGAGUUGUACCGGCAGUCGCUGGAGAUUAUCUCUCGGUACCUUCGGGAGCAGGCGACCGGCGCCAAGGACACAAAGCCAAUGGGCAGGUCCGGGGCCGCCAGCAGGAAGGCUCUGGAGACCUUACGACGGGUGGGGGACGGCGUGCAGCGCAACCACGAGACGGCCUUCCAAGGCAUGCUUCGGAAACUGGACAUCAAAAACGAAGACGAUGUCAAAUCUUUGUCUCGAGUGAUGGUCCAUGUUUUCAGCGACGGCGUAACAAACUGGGGUAGGAUUGUGACUCUCAUUUAUUUUGGUGCCUUUGUGGCCAAACACUUGAAGACCAUAAACCAAGAAAGCUGCAUUGAACCAUUAGCAGAAAGUAUCACAGACGUUCUCGUAAGGACAAAACGGGACUGGCUAGUUAAACAAAGAGGCUGGGAUGGGUUUGUGGAGUUCUUCCAUGUAGAGGACCUAGAAGGUGGCAUCAGAAAUGUGCUGCUGGCUUUUGCAGGUGUUGCUGGAGUAGGAGCUGGUUUGGCAUAUCUAAUAAGAUAGCCUUGUAAGUGCAGUAGUUGACUUUUAACCAACCACCACCGCCAAAACCAGAUAACAUCUGUGACAGCAGCUGGACUCCAAGCUGUAACUUCCAAGAGUUGCCCUCUAGCAACCUAGCCAAGUGGCAGAAGAUUAUGGCUAACAAGAAUAAAUACGUGGGAAAAGAAUCUCCCCUUGAUUCAAGAGUCACUGUCUGAAAGAAGCAAAGUUCAGUUUCAGCAACAAGCAAACUGUUAGGGAGGCUAUGGAGGAGGACUUAUAGAUUUAGUGAAUAUGGUAGGGUGGAAAGAAUUUUCUUGUUGAGAACAGGAGAGUGGCCAGUAGCCAGGCAAGUCAUAGAACUGAUUAAAUAAUACCCGCCGAAUUCAUUAAUAUUCUGUAGUGUUAAGAGAAGCACUAACAAUGCCAGUGAGCUGUGUAAAAGCUACAAGUAAUAGAACUAAGACUGUAAGCCUCAGUACUGUACAAGGGAAGCUUUUUCUCUCUCUGAUUAGCUUUCCCAGUAUACUUCUUGAAAUAGAAAGUCCAAGUGUGGCAGGACUUUUAUACUUGUUAUACAUUGGCUUGGUUUCCAUGAUUCUUAGUUUGUUAGCCUAGUUUAUGGCCAAGAAUACUUGAUGGAAGGCUCAGUAGUUAUGAAUAUGGAUAUCCUCAGAUUUUAAGACAACUUGUAAAUGUAUUUGUAAAAAUUGUAUAUAUUUUUACAAAAGUCUAUUUGAAACAAAGGGAGAGAAGUCUUAAAUUUACAUUAGUUUUUUUCAUGCCCUUUGAACUUUGCAACUUCUGUAAUUAGGAAUCUGUUCCUUAAAGCUUUUCUAUGCUAAACUUUGUUCUGGUCAGUAGAGAGUGUAUACAGAACGAAUUGAUGUGUAACUGUAUGCAAACUGGUUGUAGUGGAACCAAUCUGAUUGAUAAACUAUGCAGAUUUUAAUUUUCCUAUCUGAUUUUGGUAAGUAUUCCUUAGAUGGGUUUUUCUUUGAAGUCCUGGGAUUGAGAGGUUGAUAAAUGGAAAUUAAUCUUUUCACUUAGUUAUAUGCAGGUUUUCAAUAAUUAGGUCUAAGUGGAGUUUUAAGGUUACUGAUCACUUAACAAAUAAUGGGCUCUGAUUGGGCAAUACUCAUUUGAGUUCCUUCCAUUUGACCUAAUUUGGUGAAAUUUAAACUGAAUUGACGAGCUCAUCUUUAAAGCUUCUACUAGAAGAUUUUCAGCUUUUCCGAAUGGAACUCAUUAGCUGUGUGCAUAUAAAAAGAUCACAUCAGGUGGAUGGAGAGACAUUUGAUUCCUUAUUCGCUUAAUAAAUUAUAAAAUGAUGGCUUGGAAAUGCAGGCUAGUCUAACCAUGGUGCUAUUAUUAGGCUUGCUUGUUAUACACAGGUCUAAGCCUAAUAUUUCAAUAAAACAAAUACUUAUUGUUUUGUUUCUAUUAAUGAUUUCUAAACUUUGUUUCAGAUUUUUGCUUUGGCAUCUUUGGAUUUCAGGCUUGAUGUUCUUUGAGACUUACCUUUUAUUUCCUGUCCUUCCUUGAAAUAGCUGCUUGUUCUGCUCCCUCUGCAAAUAUUUAUACAUCUUUCCCCUGCCAUCCCUGAACUCUUCCUAGCCCUUUUAGAUUUUGUCACUGUGAAACCCCUACUGGGAACCUGAGUGACCCUCCCUCCCCACCAAGAGUCCACAGACCUCUCAUCUUUCAUGAACUUUAUCCUGUUGGGAAUUGGUAAUACCAUGGGUGCUGUGACACUACAGUCAUUGAGGGGUGGGAGGAAGUCCCUUUUCCUUGGACUGGUUAUCCUGUCUUUGGGGGAAUUGUGUCAAAAUUCCCCUCAGGAAUUUUUAGAGGAGGGAACAUCUUAUGAGGCUUUCUCUAAAGUUUCCUUUGUAUUUGAGUAUGCUCACUUAAAUUUACAUGAAAGAGGUGAGCUGUGUAACCUCAGAGUUUAAAAGCUACUGAUAAACUGAAGAAAGUGUCUCUGUUGGAACUAGGGGCAUUUGAAGGCUUCAGCCUCAGAACAUGACCUUUAGUCUGUGGACUCCAUUUAAAAAUAGGCAUGAAUAAGAUGACUAAGAAUGUAAUGGGGAAGAAUUGCCCUGCCUGCCCAUGUCAGAGCCAUAAGGUCAUCUUUGCUAGAGCUAUUUUUGCCUAUGUAUUUAUCGUUCUUGAUCAUAAGCCACUUAUUUAUAUCAUGUAUCUCUAAGGACCUAAAAGCACUUUAUGUAGAUUUUAAUCUUAAGAUCUGGUUACGGUAACUAAAAAGCCUGUCUCCCAAAUAUAGUGGAAACAAGCGCAUAGAUGUGAAUUGGCUUUUAGGGGCCUCACUUCCCAGUUAAUUCGAUGUGACUGGAAAUACAAAUAAGGAUCUUAGUUGAUAGUUUGGGCUUGGGGCAGUGAGGGUUUAGGGCACCCCAAGUGGUUUGAGAAAGGUGAGUUUAGGGCACCCCAAGUGGUUUGAGUGGUGAGUUUAUAGGGAGAAGGGGCCAGGUGGUCUAAGUGCUGACUGGCUACAAAGUUGAGGCAAAUCCUCCAAAAGGGAAAGGGACGGGCUGCUUAGAAGGAUGGCGCUCUCAGCGACUUCUGUUUGACUUCUGUUUGUCUUACGCUUCUCUCAGGGAAAAACAUUCAGUACUCUAGUGUUCGUGUACAUUCUGUUGGGGUCAACACCUUGGUUCUGGUUAAACAGCUAGUGCUUCUGACAGCUGGGCCAGGAACGGUUAGGACCAACUACAAGUUAAUAUUGGUUGUAAAAUGUAGUGUGUUUUCCUAAGUUCCUGUUUUUCCUGAGAAAAUAAAUCUUAUUCAAAUACAA